This is a messenger RNA of Clarias gariepinus (North African catfish), 1327 nucleotides long. RefSeq names its product tachykinin precursor 1 (gene tac1). Lineage: Eukaryota; Metazoa; Chordata; Actinopteri; Siluriformes; Clariidae. Bases 350 to 694 code for a protein of 114 amino acids. The record is from RefSeq and is a predicted model, not a curated record. Gene Ontology annotation, biological process: tachykinin receptor signaling pathway. The transcript has 5 exons.
ACAGUUUAUAGGAACUUCACCUGGGUUCAAAAGAAGGUAAAACUCGGUCAGCUCAGAGGCUUCAACUCUUGUGAAGGACAUCAGGGUCAGAGGAAGGGUUUUUGGGGAAACGCGUGCCAAGUCCAUUUGUUUAUUUUCUGCUAUAAAAGACGCUGUGUGUCUCUGAUCAGAGAGAAAAGAGGAAGCAGGGGAACAAGACAGGAGCGGUCCUUCACAGCAUCUCUUGCUCAGACACUCUCUCUCUCUCCCUCUCUCUGUCUCUCUUUUUCUUUCUCAGUCCUCCACAGCACCCGUUCAGGAGGACACUGACUCUGGGACGUUUGUUCUUUUUUUGUGCCUCUGCUUCACGAUGAAGUUGCUCCUAUCAGUAGUGGUCCUUUUUUUAGCAUUAAAUGAAGUAUUUGCAGAGGAAGUUGGUCCAAAUGAAGACCAGGAUUACUGGCCAAACGGCUCCAUAAUGCAGGAUGACUGGCUUCAAGCCAAUCCCUUCAGAGAGAUACUCAGACGGAUAACGAGAAAACCUCGGCCACAUCAGUUCAUCGGUCUAAUGGGGAAACGCUCCUCCGGUAACACACAGAUUACACGAAAAAGGCAUAAAAUUAACUCCUUUGUGGGGCUGAUGGGUAAAAGAAGCCAAGAGGAACCUGAUUCGUACGACUGGGUCUUUUCACAGAACUACGAUAAAAGGCGCUGACAAACAGGCCGACCUCCAUCAACGCUCAGUCGAAACACCGCUUAUCUUCAAACCCCCCCUCCCCCCCCCCUCCCCACCAUUUCAUCUUCUAGACUCCAAUAAAGCAAUCUGUUUUCCCCACCGUGUGUGAUGUAGCACUAACCGUGCCAAUUUGUGUACUAGGAAUGGAAGGGGACGUUUUGAUACCGUCCGAUCUGUAAUAUCCUGUUACUGUCCAAGUCGUUGAAAAAUACUAGUGGACUAUUUGCACUGCCAAACUCUGCAUAGUGCCUCGUCAUUGUCCGAUCACCAUCUGACUGUGCUGUAAAUACUUGGUCAUGUUUGUCAUUCUCAGCUGUUCAUCACUGUAGCUGUGGCUUAACGUUAUAAUUAAAUAUUAAAGUUAUUUUCACUAUUGGGGGAAUUGUGGCUUGGAAACAUUGUGGUUGUAAAUGUGGAGCGUGUGCGCUGUCUAGUGGCGUGAGCAUGUCAUUACAGUGUCAUUUAGUGCUUCAUCGAAUGAGGUGUUAAACAUAAAAUUUAACAUUUUACAUGGGAGUGAAUGAACUUUAACAGAAUAUCCUAUGAAAAAGCACACACACACACACAGUACAUUUCAUACAUUGCACCACAUUAUGCAUUGAAAUUGCUCUC